Messenger RNA from Miscanthus lutarioriparius, 702 nucleotides. The record is from the annotation of a GenBank genome assembly. NCBI's taxonomy places the organism in Eukaryota, Viridiplantae, Streptophyta, Magnoliopsida, Poales, Poaceae.
AUGACGAGGCCAGAUAGGCGGCACAACCUGAGGGACGAGAAGACGGCAAGGUUCGCCCGCCGUUCCUCAUCCUCGGUAGUGGUGAAGGAGGAGGUGAGCCCCCCAUCGAGGUUCAAGAGGACGUCGGCCUUCAAGAAGAAGGCCGUCCCGGCUGCCCUACCAGGGUUGAAGAAGAAGGCCGCCAUCAUCACUAUGAAGGAGAAGCACCUGGCGGCUUUGAUGAAGGAGAAGGCAGCGGUCAAGAAGCCAGCGGUGGUGCUCGCGGUGGACUCGGAUAGCGAGGAGGAAGGAGAACCCAUGGAGGUGAGGAAGAAGGAGAGGAAGGCCACGCAAGCGGCGGCUGCGGCGGCAUCUUCUUCCUCGGCCGCGUCAUCGAGGGUAGUGACCACCAAGAUGUGCGACCACUGCUUCGAGGGAGGAGCCAGGACGUGCCGUUUUUGGCUCCGCGGCGGCGUCAACUGCAGCAAAGUCAGUGGUUCAAGCUCCACUCAUGGCCAGCUCCCUCUAAGUACCAUGCACGAGGCCCUAGAGGCAAUGGUUCUGAAACCCAUCAUGAAGAGCAUAGGCGGUCUUCAGCGGAGUGUUGACAAACUCAAGAAAGAGAAGGCUGAGAACAAAGAGAAGGAGAAGCGUCCCAAGAAGAACCUGGAUGACCGUGGUGACCAACUAGCAUCCGUGGUUCCGAAUGUGCAUAACCUCUAG